AUGAUGCACCGAUAUUCCUUACCACCUCAGUUUGACUACAUCAUCAUUGGCGGCGGCACUGCGGGCCUCAUCGUAGCGUCCCGUCUGACCGAAGACGCAGAAACCUCAGUCCUUCUUAUAGAGGCUGGCAGUGAUCGGAUUGGCGAUUCCCGCAUCGACACAGGGUUGGUUACAUCUCUAUAUGGUGACAACGACCUGGAUUGGAACUUCCUCUGCGGGCCCAAGUUCAUGUAA
Penicillium egyptiacum is the source of this 234-nucleotide messenger RNA. Lineage: Eukaryota; Fungi; Ascomycota; Eurotiomycetes; Eurotiales; Aspergillaceae. The record is from the annotation of a GenBank genome assembly.